Molecule: messenger RNA, 708 nt
Organism: Ophidiomyces ophidiicola
Lineage: Eukaryota; Fungi; Ascomycota; Eurotiomycetes; Onygenales; Onygenaceae
Exons: 4
Coding region: 1-708 (235 amino acids)
Source: RefSeq, a predicted model, not a curated record
AUGGAACAGCAACGCGAACUUCUCCGUGACAUCGGCUUGAUGAGACAUCCUUUGCCCGACGACCUCAUCGAUCGGGCAAACAUCGAACACGUCCUUGACCAUGGCUAUGUUAUGAUACAGGACUGCUUCACCAAGCAAGAGGCAGAGGCAGCGAAGUCGGAAAUUGAUCGCCUUACUGGUUCAUCACCCUUGCUUGGGCGGAAUGCCUUUGAAGGUUUCAAUACCAACAGAAUCUACUCGUUGCUGAAUAAGACGAGAAAGUUUGACAAAUUUACAACUCUUCCGCGGGUGCUGGCACUCAAUGACUAUUUCCUGGACCAUGGUUACAAUAUCAGCUCUUUUCACACAAUACAGAUCAAUCCGGGCGAAAAAAACCAAGACAUGCAUCAUGAUGACGCAUUUUGCUAUGUUCCACGUCCGCGUUUGCCGCUUGGGACGGCUAUCAUAAUUGCUUUUGAUGACUUCACCCUGGAAAAUGGCGCAACUGGUAUCAUUCCUGGUAGUCAUGUUUGGGGUUCCGAUAGAAGAGGAGAGUAUGAGGAAACGGUUCCGAUGAUUUGUCCAGCAGGGAGUGUUGUAUACUUUAUCGGAACUACAUGGCAUUGUGGUGGUGCAAACCGAUCCCAGAGCCCACGUAAAAGUGCGACGGUACAAUACUGCCAGCCUUAUGUGAGCGGCGACAUUACCUUCGAUAAAGUCAAUCUCUAA